AUGUCAUCAGUGGACAAUGCAGAAAAUGGCGUAGGAAAAUAUUAUCAGACAGUGUACUACGUUAUUACCAACAACAACAGCGAUCAGCCGGACUCAGUGGAAAAUUUACACUCGAUCGUCUCAGCCGUCGAUAAAGCAAUCACACGAAAGCGUCGCAGAGAAGAGGUUGUAGGCAUGCAGGGUCAAAUUCCCGGCGCGGUACAAACUCAAGGCGGUUCUCCACAGGCCAUGGCUGCCCAGCAACAACAACAGGCACAGCCGCAAAAUAUAUCGGUGAAAAUGGACCCUACAAAUCAGCUGUCUUCCGCAGGUUUGUUGGAACUGGCGCAUCGCGAAUACCAAGCGGUGGACUAUGAAAACGCUGAGCGUCAUUGCAUGCAGCUAUGGCGCCAGGAAAGCAAUAAUACUGGGGUGCUCUUGCUGUUAUCCUCAAUACACUUCCAGUGCAGACGACUGGACAAAUCUGCGCAGUUUUCUACACUGGCCAUUAAACAAAACCCUCUGCUCGCCGAGGCUUACAGCAAUCUCGGGAAUGUUUAUAAAGAGCGUGGACAACUGCAGGAAGCCCUAGAAAACUAUCGACAUGCAGUACGUCUGAAGCCAGAUUUCAUUGACGGUUACAUCAAUUUGGCCGCUGCACUAGUAGCAGCUCGUGAUAUGGAACAAGCAGUUCAAGCAUAUGUCACGGCCCUACAAUACAAUCCGGAUCUGUAUUGCGUACGAAGCGAUUUGGGAAAUUUGUUGAAAGCGUUAGGACGCCUAGAUGAAGCAAAGGCAUGCUAUCUGAAAGCCAUUGAAACCAGACCAGAUUUCGCAGUGGCCUGGAGUAAUCUUGGAUGUGUUUUCAACGCGCAGGGAGAAAUAUGGCUGGCGAUUCAUCACUUCGAGAAAGCAGUUGCACUCGAUCCGAACUUUCUCGAUGCCUACAUCAAUCUGGGCAAUGUACUGAAGGAAGCGCGCAUCUUCGACAGAGCUGUUGCUGCGUAUCUGCGAGCGCUAAAUUUAUCGCCGAACAACGCUGUCGUGCACGGAAAUCUAGCUUGCGUGUACUACGAACAGGGGCUGAUCGACUUAGCCAUCGAUACCUACCGACGGGCGAUCGACUUACAACCAAAUUUUCCUGACGCUUACUGUAAUCUUGCGAAUGCAUUGAAAGAAAAGGGACAGGUGAAAGAGGCGGAAGAAUGUUACAAUAUUGCAUUACGUCUUUGCCCGAAUCAUGCCGAUUCGCUCAACAAUUUGGCCAACAUCAAGCGAGAGCAGGGCUAUAUCGAAGAGGCGACGCGACUCUACCUCAAGGCACUGGAGGUAUUCCCAGAGUUUGCAGCUGCCCACUCGAACUUGGCUUCGGUGCUGCAACAGCAGGGCAAAUUGAACGAAGCUCUGCUACACUACAAAGAGGCUAUACGCAUCCAACCGACUUUUGCCGAUGCGUACUCAAACAUGGGUAACACUCUGAAGGAGAUGCAGGACGUAGCCGGAGCACUGCAGUGUUACACACGUGCGAUUCAAAUUAAUCCAGCCUUUGCGGACGCCCAUAGCAAUCUAGCAAGCAUCCACAAGGACUCGGGUAAUAUCCCGGAGGCGAUUCAAUCGUACCGGACGGCUUUAAAGCUAAAGCCAGACUUCCCAGAUGCGUACUGUAAUCUAGCGCAUUGCUUGCAAAUCGUGUGUGAUUGGACGGAUUAUGAGACGCGUAUGAAGAAACUAGUGGCAAUCGUAGCGGACCAGUUGGAUAAAAAUCGGCUACCGUCGGUGCAUCCGCAUCAUUCGAUGCUCUAUCCGCUGUCACACGAAUUCCGUAAGACAAUUGCAGCCCGGCACGCAAACCUAUGCCUAGAAAAAAUCAACGUUCUUCAUAAACCACCCUUUAAAUUUGGUCGCGAUCUGGUAGGAAGACUGCGUAUCGGUUACGUGAGUAGUGACUUCGGUAAUCACCCAACAUCGCAUCUCAUGCAAUCCAUUCCGGGGUUGCACGAUCGGCAAAGAGUAGAAAUUUUCUGCUACGCCCUUAGCCCCGAUGAUGGCACAACGUUCCGUGGAAAAAUCAGUCGGGAGACAGAGCACUUUAUCGAUCUCUCGCAAACACCUUGCAACGGUAAGGCGGCUGAUCGCAUUCACGCAGAUGGUAUCCAUAUCUUGGUGAAUAUGAACGGCUACACAAAGGGUGCGCGAAAUGAAAUCUUUGCCCUGCGACCAGCGCCAGUCCAAGUUAUGUGGUUGGGCUAUCCUGGAACGAGCGGUGCCUCGUUCAUGGAUUACAUCAUUACGGACGCUGUCACGUCACCCUUAUCUCUCGAGUCUCAGUACAGUGAAAAACUCGCUUACAUGCCGCACACCUACUUCAUCGGUGACCAUAGGCAAAUGUUCCCACACCUUAAAGAGCGCGUGAUCGUUAGCAACAAAACACAGAACAGCUCAUUGGCAGAUAACGUGGCCGUAAUUAACGCAACCGAUUUGUCGCCAUUGGUGGAGAACACCGAGGUAAAGACCGUCCGAGAAGUUGUACUAGCGAACAAACCGGUCGAGAUCCAGCACAAAGUGGCUGAAUUGCCCACGACAACUCCGAUUGAGACCAUGAUUGCAUCCGGACAGGUACAGACUUCCUUGAAUGGUGUAGUUGUGCAGAACGGGUUGGCAACGACGCAAACGAAUAACAAGGCUGCAACUGGUGAAGAAGUGCCACAGAACAUUGUUGUAACUACGCGACAGCAGUAUGGCUUGCCGGAUGACGCGAUCGUGUACUGUAACUUCAAUCAGCUUUACAAAAUCGAUCCAUUAACGCUACAGUCAUGGGUUACGAUAUUGAAACACGUCCCUAAUUCGGUUCUAUGGCUGUUGCGUUUCCCGGCUGUAGGUGAAGCCAACAUUCAGACCACUGCUCAACAGCUGGGCAUUCCAGCGGGUCGCAUUAUCUUCUCCAAUGUUGCUGCUAAGGAAGAACAUGUACGUCGAGGUCAGUUAGCUGAUGUUUGUCUAGAUACUCCGCUUUGUAAUGGACACACGACUUCGAUGGAUGUGUUGUGGACAGGAACACCGGUGGUAACGCUUCCUGCUGAAACUCUUGCUUCCAGAGUUGCCGCUUCCCAACUAGCAACACUUGGUUGCCCAGAAUUGAUCGCCAAGUCCCGUGCAGAGUAUCAGGAUAUCGCAAUCAAGCUUGGAACAGAUCGAGAAUAUCUAAAGGCUAUACGAGCCAAAGUGUGGUUGGCUCGUUGCGAAAGCCCCCUAUUUGAUUGCAAACAGUACGCUCAAGGGCUGGAAGCGCUGUUCUACAAAAUGUGGGAACGAUUCGCGCGUGGAGAACGGCCUGACCACAUAUCCGCAAAAGAAAAAUAGAUUGCAAUGUGAGCUACAUUCUUCGCGAGAAUGAAAAAGAUUAAUUGUUCGUUUGAUUUAAGCAUUUUUAAAAUCAUUUUUCUUAAUGCAUUUCAUUGCAGCGGAAAAAAUGGAAAAGCUAUUUUGUGCUUUGCUUAUGUGAAUUUGUGUAAAAGGUAGGAUUUUUGUUGUUUUUCUUAUUCAGAUUUUCCUACGUUAGGGAUGGUUGAUUAAAAACAGGUAUGGCAAAGCUUAGGUUUUACGUUCGAAGCAAACAAUUUUAUAGUCGACAGUUAAUGCACUUAGAUGCAGAAAUCUUAAUCGCAAUAAUAGGUAACCUGAUAUUUUCUUGUCGGUUCGCUUUUGGUUGUUCUUAAUUUCUAUUUAAUUCCUAUAAAAAUAUGCCUAGAUAAAGUCAGUGGUAUUUCGUUCGACAUCGUUUGUUUCACACAAACUUAAAUGUGUACAUAGUAAUGAUAAAGUUCCAAAUUUUUCGCGUCUGAAUUCAAGACCUUAUUCCCGAAGGCAAACACUGUUAGAAUGUACUGAGCGGAUUGAUAUAUACUUUAUGGAAGCAGAAAUAAAAAAAUGAGAUUCAUUUUUUUCUAAAACAAGUGCUUGUAACUUACGACAUGAAUAUAUUAUCUGCAACUCGCUGUUCAACAAUAUAGCGGCCAACGGUUUACCGAGGCUUUGUUCCAUAUUGUAUAUACCUGAAAGUUUGUCCACAUUUUACCGAACCGUUGAGAAGUAGGAAGGUCAGAGAGUCGCGUAUAAGGUUCUUUUGAUUAUAUUUCUCUUCAAGCUGUCAAGAAACACUAGAUAAGGUUUUUGAAUGUAUGUUAAAAUAUA
Messenger RNA from Anopheles nili, 4170 nucleotides. It is a transcript of the gene sxc, whose product is annotated as UDP-N-acetylglucosamine--peptide N-acetylglucosaminyltransferase 110 kDa subunit. Gene Ontology annotation, biological process: protein O-linked glycosylation. The record is from RefSeq and is a predicted model, not a curated record. NCBI's taxonomy places the organism in Eukaryota, Metazoa, Arthropoda, Insecta, Diptera, Culicidae. Gene Ontology annotation, molecular function: protein N-acetylglucosaminyltransferase activity; protein binding. The transcript has 8 exons. Bases 1 to 3339 code for a protein of 1112 amino acids.